Leptopilina heterotoma is the source of this 1439-nucleotide messenger RNA. It is a transcript of the gene Torsin, whose product is annotated as torsin-1A. The record is from RefSeq and is a predicted model, not a curated record. Bases 205 to 1245 code for a protein of 346 amino acids. Gene Ontology annotation, biological process: cellular response to misfolded protein. The transcript is spliced from 3 exons. NCBI's taxonomy places the organism in Eukaryota, Metazoa, Arthropoda, Insecta, Hymenoptera, Figitidae. Gene Ontology annotation, molecular function: ATP hydrolysis activity; ATP binding.
CUGUCACAUAACCUCUAAAAAAAUCUAAACAUUUGCGGUGUUUAUGUUAUAGUCCUAUUAGUCUUUAGUUAAUUAAAUAAUAUUUCCAGUUUGUUCAUGUUUUUGUUGGACCGUUGCAUAAUGUUUUUAGUAAAUUUAUUAAAUUGUUUGAUAUAAAAAUCAUUGUUUAUUAAAUGCCUUCACUGAUUUCGUCUUGUGGUGAAAAUGAAUUUUUUCUAUUAUCAAGUAAUUUUAAUUGUUUUCCUGACUAUACAAAUUCAGGAUGUACUUAGCAUUUUACCAUUAAUUCCACUUGGUUAUGCGGGAGCAGGACUUGCAGGAAUGUAUGCUGGUUAUACCUUUUUAAAAUGUAAAGUCACAGAAUGUUGUAUUGAUGAAUAUAUUCCAGCCGAUAUUUGGCAUCUGGAUAGUAUGCUAAAAAAAGAGUUGUACGGACAGAAAAUUGCCCACGAGACAGUACUUAAUGCAAUUAGGGGGCAUUUGUCUCAUCUUCAUCCGAUAAAACCAUUGGCGAUGAGUUUUCAUGGAUUGCCAGGAAGUGGUAAAAAUUUCGUUGUUCGAAUGAUUGCAAAGGCUCUUUUCAAAAAGGGUGAGAAGAGCGAAUAUUUUCACUUUUAUAACGGACGGGAUGAUUUUCCCAAUGAACGAGAUAUCGAUAAAUAUAAGGCGGAUUUACGCCAGGAACUUGUCAGCAGUAUAAAUCAAUGUGAUAGGUCUUUGUUUGUAUUUGACGAGGUCGAUAAAAUGCCGGAGGGAGUUUUAAAUGCGUUAGUGCCAAUUCUCGAUUACACGAGUUACUUUAAAUUGGCAGGCGUCAACAAAAAUAAGGCAAUAUUCAUAUUUUUAUCAAACACUGGCAGUCAGCAAUUGGUGAGGCGUUUACUUGAAUUAUGGGAGAGUGGCAGGAAACGUGAGGACACAUCGCUUCAGGAUUUCGAGAAUUUAAUAACAAUUGGAGCAUUUAAUGAGAAGGGUGGAUUUCAUAAAAGUGAUACAAUUGAGACGAGUUUAAUUGAUCAUUAUGUGCCAUUUUUGCCACUUGAAGAAUCGCAUGUUAUUAAAUGUGUUCAACGGGCAUUUCAUGAUCGUCUCAUUGAGCCAACUGAAGAAAUGGUGAACGAGGUGAUGGAACAUGUGACAUUUGAUCCUCCACCUCAUAAUUUAUAUUCAAAAGCAGGCUGUAAACGAAUUGAGUCAAAAGUCGAUUUGGUUGUUAAUCAAAAGAGAAGAAAUUUUGAUCUUUGAUAAUAAUUUAUCGAAAGGAAAAAAAGAGGGGGGGGGGAUAUUUUAGACAUUGUAAACGAGAGUUCUAAUUUCGUUUCUAGUUUUCGUUGAAAAAUUCAUCAUGUGUGAAUGUGCUCUUUUUUUAUUGUGAUUCUUAAAUUUCGUUUUUUAUUUUGAAGAAUUAAAGGAAUCUCUAUGUUUAAAUAGAAUAUUAA